Molecule: messenger RNA, 3075 nt
Organism: Klebsormidium nitens
Lineage: Eukaryota; Viridiplantae; Streptophyta; Klebsormidiophyceae; Klebsormidiales; Klebsormidiaceae
Source: the annotation of a GenBank genome assembly
ACUUGACGUGACGGAAGCUCAACAGAAGCCUGAGAAGGAGGAGGACAAGCCUGCAAGCAUGGAUGAUGGAGUUGGGCGCCAUUGCAAUGCUCAAAUGCGUUUUGUAGGUCCGACUCUGAGGGGCAAUUGUUUUGCUGCUCCGCCUUCUUUUCUUUGUGAGGGGUAGCUAUUCGGGAAGGUCAUCCCGGUUAGGGGUGAUGCCAAGACUUCAGAGUUGUUUCCUGGUAUUGAGUUGUGAAAGUCAAAGGCUGUGCGCCCGUGGACUACCGCUGGAAUGAUCAUACUGGGUCCAGCAGGAGAAUUGAGUUGUUUUCAGCUCUUGUUUGGUUGGGGGAGCCUUGCAAAGCGCACGUGAGCAACCCGUUGGAUGCUGUCUAUUGUAGAGUUCCACAGCUUCACUCCUUAGAAACAGGGUCAAUUUGCAGGUCCUUGAGUUUGCUGUUUGCCGGCUGCAGGUUGCCUUGUUACUACUACUAGCAGCCCCAUGGUGCAGUGCACUCACGGGAGACUUUGAAUUGUCAUUAGCAGGCCUGAAAAAUAAAGCAGUAUUAGGAACAGCAAGGAGGAAGGCAUCAUAAGUCAUUUCAGUAGGAUUGCUUAUGUGACAAGGAGCGAGCUCGUGUCUUGAUGCCAGCAAGCUCACCCUAGGCAAACCAUAGGGCACUGAAAAGUAAGAACUCUAAAAGGGGGUUGAAAGGCCACGGCCUGGAGCAGAAAAUGUCUAUCGAGGGGGACUUGCUGUUCCCACAGCCAGACUACUUCUCAGAGUUGAACCAUGAAAACGUGGGGUUCAACGAAGCUGACUUUGACAAGGAUAUUUUUGGGCCUGCAACAUCUGGACUCAGCGAGCAUUCGCAGGCUCCUGUUGGAAACUAUGGCGGCCUUGUAAGUGACCCCCUAAACCUGGAGGAGGACCACUUCCUCCAGAGUCUCGGCCACCAUGAAGAACUAGAGGUGGAGAGCAAGUCUUCGCACUCCGGGAGGUCAAAUCCGGAGAGUAAUCCUCAAGGGGGCGCAGGACCCAAGCAAGAGAUGCCCCCCCUGUAUGGGAACGGCAUGAUGCCGAUGAGCAGUGGGCCAAUGUUCCAGUACCCCGGGAUGGCCCCAAUGGGGGGGUACGUUCAGCAGGACCCGCACCCCCCCAGCACGACGGCGGCCACAAUGGAGCAGUUUGACAGGAUGGCGCUCGAGAACCAGCACAUGCAAUACCAGCAGCAACAGGAGUUGUUGCAGGCGCAAGCGAGGCAGCUCCAAGCGCAGCAGCAACAACUCCAAACCCUGCAGCAAGCGCAGUUUCUGUAUGCGCAGGGUCAACCCCCCCAGCACAUCGUGUUCCUCGCCCCCCCCCGUCCAGGGCCUCCGUACAUGCUCCCCCCUCGCACAGGUGCCCCCCCCGUAAUGUAUGCGAUGCCUCAUCCGGUGCAGUUGCAAUCGCUCCCCGGGGGGGUGGCGUAUCACUCGGCGGUUGCCCCCAUUCCCGUAGACCAAGCCCUCAACGGGAAGUAUUACGCACCCAUGGGCCCCCCGGGCGCGACCCCGCUUCAGAUGAGCCCCACCCCAGUGCACCUGAACCCGACGUCGAUGCAGCUGAACCCACCCCCUCUCCAGUCGCCCCUCGCCCCCCUGCAUGUCACGGCCCCCGUCUCUCCUAGGGUUAGUGGUCCCAUGACUCCUCGCUCCCCCCACCCCCGCGUCAAAACAGAAGAAGGCCUCGCCUCCCCUAGAAUGAAGCCGGGGGGCCGGACGCACUCAGGGGGGGACACCAACUCGGGGAGGGCUUCACCUCCGGGAGACAAGAAGCCCCCCCGCUCGCCGACUGUUCCUGACCAGCACGCGCGUCCCCCCCUGCCGACAUCGCACGCGGUCUACAUGCCCGUGCAAUACAUUCAGGGGGGUAACCCGGGCUUUCCCAGGGUGGCGUCGGAAGACUUGCUGGCGCAGGUAGAUGCGAACGGGGAUGUGCUGCGGCCGUUACCCCCCAUGCAGCAACGAGGGGGUCACGGGAUGUCGGCCCUUCAGCGGAGCCAGUCGAGCCACUCCCUCGGGCAGCUACAAAUGGCGGGGGGGGCGCCGAUGGUGGACGCCUCCCGCAUGCAGCAGCUCGACACGUCUGCCCCAUACCAGAUUCCCAACCAGGGGCUCGGGGGCAUGCCAGUGCGGCAACCAAGCGCCAUAGGUGCUGCGGGGAUGAGACGGGUGCAAAGUACUGGGGACAUCCAGUCGUGGAACCGGCCCGCUCAGAACGGGGAUGCGACAACGGGGUUGCAUUACGACGACUUCAAGGUGGGGCGGUACACGAUUGAGGAGCGAAAGAUGCGCAUCCAACGGUACAGGCAAAAGCGGAACGAGCGCAACUACAAUAAAAAGAUCAAGUACGUCUGCCGAAAGACGUUAGCGGACAGCCGGCCCCGGAUUCGGGGCCGUUUCGCCAAGAACGACGAAGUGCCGGGCCUGGCAGAGGCGAAGAAGGCGCUGGAAGAGGAGGACGACAGCAGCGACUUCGAUGAGGACAUGAUCAUUGAAGAAGGAGGUGCGAAUUUGCUGGGGAGUGCCGACUUCGAUAUCCUGGAAGCGGAACGGUCAUUAGCUUCCUUAGCGUCUGCACCUGCUACUCUUAGCGCAUAGUCGAGUACCGAGUGGUAUAGCAAAGUGGGGCCGCGCUGAUAGUCAAGUGUGCUUAUCGUGGGGACGUCCUAGCUGAGGACUGAGCCAUGUCUUAAAUUCUGCUUGAAGAGGGCGAGAAGUAAAGAGAUAGUUGAGUCGUGUAAGUGGAGUGAGUAGGAUCUUAGAAAUCUGUGUUGCGAUUCACAUCCAGUUGAGUAAAAGCAAGGCUCUGUAACUUUGCGCUGGGAGGAUCGAGUCGCGGUUGUGAAGUUGUACAGGUAGCAAAGACGGGCGUGUCUUAGGUCCGUUUGCGAAGCGGGCAACUAUGCGGAUUGUAGAAUAUCACGACGUCCUCCAGAUGUCGUUUACUUUUAGUACGGCCGAAGUUGGUUUGGUAUUGCCUGGCUCAUCCAAGGACUCAGCUUGCAUGGUACUGUGGUGUCAGUUGACUCAAUCAAACUCAGAUCCGCG